AUGUCGAAACGUCAAUUACUCAAGGAACAUUUCAUGGUGUUGUCUUUGAAGUAUUGCAAAAGGGCAUGGUGUUGGUUCAUCAUGAUCACUUUUUAUCUUUUGCUUUUCAAUACGAGUAUUGAACACAACCACUCAUUCCACGUACAAGCAAUUCCUAUUCCAUUCCCUCACAAGGCAAUAUCUUCUUCACCGUACACAACAUUUAGAAUGAUGACGUCGCCACGAGGUCUCUCACACUCCCUCUCACAACCAUUCACUUUCCAUGGUGCUCAUCAUCCAACAGUUGACGCAUUUCAAUCAACACCUUCCAGCGCAUUGCCUUCCAUAAUUUCAAUCACCAUGAAUGCUUCCACAAGUACAAUGUUACUACCAACAAUGACGGCCAUUGGAACAACAUCCUCUCUUAUACUGUCAAGCUUAAAAAGAAGAAAUAUCAGAGAUGUCAAUGCUGGUUUUACGUCCAUUCAACAAUUACAACAAGUGGCAUCUCAACGACAUGUGGUCAUUGGAGUUCACACCAUCAUUGGAUUACAAGCAUCGUAUGUGGAAAAAUUAUUGGGAUUAAAUUCAACCCUCCAUGAUUACAGAAUUGAAAGAAUGGAUCGACCUGAAGCUGAUUGUUGGAUGGGAAGUGUUUUUGAAUACUUUGAUGCACUGGUAACUACAGAUUCGUAUUUUACAAUCAUGUUUCGACAAAAUAGAGAUUGUUAUUUGGGAGAGCGUAAAUUUAAAUCACUGACAAAUGUCUCGAGUGAUAUCAAUCUGGUGAAUAUUGGUCCCUAUGAAGUGCUAAUGCUCAAUUCCUCCACAACCAAUGAUUUUGCAUCUAUGGAACGAAUUGCCACACAAGCAUUGUAUGCAGCAAUGGCACAAUUGGUCAAUCUCAUGUUCAUUCCCCUCUCAUUCUGCAAUUCUUUUUACAUUUCACAUGAUUAUGCCAUCAUUCGAGCUGGUUACGGAUUUGUGAACUUGACAGAGAUGGACUCUCGUGCUUUUUCGAUUUACUUCCAAAAUCCAAUGAAUGUCAAUCAUACCUAUUAUCAAUUGGCUUUACAACAAUUGAAAUCCAAUAUCACGACAGACGUGUUUGAUUCUUUAAAGAUUCAAACAAGUUCAACACUAAGCUCCUCAUUAAGCUCAAUGAUUUUUCCAGCUUCCUGUUAUUCAUGCUCCACUUCACAAUGCAUGUGGGAAGAUAGAAACAGCCCAACACCCUCUCCUCAGUAUGAUCCCAUCGCCGCCUCCACAGGAGUGUUUAUUGGACUUUCCUUAAUUUUUUAUUGGCCACUCUUAAUUCUCUUUCGAAACAAGCCAAGUAUUCGAAAAAGAUUGAUCAUUCCCUAUGCAUGUCCAAUACUUCUGUAUAUAUUCAUGGUUGUUCAAUUAUUUGAGGUUGCAAAACCAUGUUUCAUGUUUCAGUUCAUUGUCAUUUAUUUCACCUCCGCAUACAGUAUUACCAUUUAUUACACCAUUAUGGCUCGUUUUCUAAUUUUGAGAAAUUUGUACAAUAUUUUGAAGAAAUGCAAGAAUGAACAACAAGUGAAAGCUGUCAAAUUUUUAGUGAGCAAGACUUGUGGAAUUACUGCAGCUUUAGUGUUAGGAUUUAUUGUUGCAUGUGUCGUUGCGUUGGUUCCAAUUGCAGCCUAUCGACAAGAAUUCUUUAGCUUCAACUCUCAAUACGUUUCUUCAAUGACUUUGAGUUUGAUUUCCAUCACGUUUGCUGCCAUUUCGUUAUUGAUUGUUUUGAUCAAUGUGAUUUUGAGCAUUCCGACGAUUAAGGCCAAAGGAAUUUUAUAUUUUCUAUUCUUUGAUGAUCCAUUGUAUCUUCGAUUUGAUUCAUUGUUUGUUACCAUGAAUGCCAUCUUAAUUUCUGUGAGCUUGUUCACAAAUGCCAACCAAAUUCCAGCUUACAAUGGUAUUAUUUCUUUCAUCAAUUUGACACUUGGAUUUAUGUAUUUUGGAGGAGUUGCAUUAAUUUUUGAGCUGCUAAAACUGCUCUUCUUCAAAGCUCCAAAAGAACAGGAAGAACUGGACAAGAAAUUAGCCGAUGUUGGAUUUAUGACAUUACUCAAAGAGUUUGCAGAAAAGGAAAUGAGUUUGGAAAAUAUUUACUUUUAUGAAAAGGUGAAAGAAAUGGAAAAGAAGAGUCUCGAUCCAAAUCCCAGACUGAGUUUAUCGGAUUUAGAUUUCCUUGCUAACAACUUUAUGAAACCAUUUUCCAAGAAUGAGAUUAAUUUUUCACACGAAACAAAGAAAGCAUUUUACGACCUUGUGGAAUCUUGUAAGAAGAAUGAAGAUAUUCGAUUUAAUGCGUUGCGUGAAGCAGUCAUGAUUCCUCUCAUGAUCAAUAUCAAAGAUACCUAUAUGAGAUUGGUGAGAACAAAUGAAUAUAGAAAAUGGGAAACUGCCAAGAAUAUUACAGAAUGA
Molecule: messenger RNA, 2427 nt
Organism: Naegleria lovaniensis
Lineage: Eukaryota; Heterolobosea; Eutetramitea; Acrasida; Naegleriidae
Exons: 1
Coding region: 1-2427 (808 amino acids)
Source: RefSeq, a predicted model, not a curated record